Messenger RNA from Salarias fasciatus (jewelled blenny), 2325 nucleotides. RefSeq names its product coiled-coil domain-containing protein 149-like. The record is from RefSeq and is a predicted model, not a curated record. The transcript is spliced from 13 exons. Bases 122 to 1771 code for a protein of 549 amino acids. Lineage: Eukaryota; Metazoa; Chordata; Actinopteri; Blenniiformes; Blenniidae.
UCGUCUAAUCUGCUUUGUAGAUGCAAAAUGUCUGUGAAUGCGGUAUAAUCUGAGCACAUACGUGGACGUGAAACUAAGCUUUUUCUCGUCGUGAACAUUAAUUGUGUUGCCAAGAGGAGAGAUGGAGGCGUCCCGGAGGAGCGAGAGUGACUGGCAGGGGUUAGUGAGCGAGUUCCUGGUUUGUAAGAGGAAGUUGGAGAGCAAGAAAGAAGCCCUUCUGAUUCUGUCUAAAGAGCUGGACACCUGCCAACAGGAGCGCGAUCAGUUCAAGCUGAUGGCCAACCAGCUCCGUGAACGACACCAAGGACUCAAGAAGAAGUACAGAGAACUCAUUGAUGGAGAUCCUUCCCUGCCUCCUGAGAAAAGGAAUCAAGUGAGUUUGGCUCAACUUCUCAGGGACUCCAGAGAAAAAAACAGUCACCUUUCCGAAGAGGUGAAGGAGCUGAAGCAGCGCCUCUUAGAGGCUCAGGGCGACAACAAGCUCCUUCGAAUGACCAUCACCAAGCAGAGGCUGGGAGACGAGGAGGUCGGAGCGCGACACUUUCCUGCACACGAGAGAGAAGAUCUGGUGAGACAGCUGGAAAGAUCGAGGGAGCAGAACGAAGUGCUGGAGCACACCGUCAAGUCGCUCACAGAUGAGCUUCAGGACGUCCGAGCUGAGCGGGACGUCUUUCAACAGAAGGCUUACCGUCUCAACCUGGAAAUGAACCACAUCGUCGGGAAUGACGAGAUCCGGAUUUUAGACAUUGAUGCACUGUGUAUGGAGAACAGGUACUUGCACGAGCGUCUGGGCCAGCUCCAAGAAGAAGUGAACUUACUCAAAACAAAUCUGUUGAAAUACAAGAAUGCUCUUGAAUGUAGGAAGAACUCUAAAAUUGGUGGGAAACCCAACAGCAGUGCUUUGACUGGAGUUCUCUCUGCAAAACAAGUGAAGGAGCUGUUACUGUCUGAGGAGAACGGCUGCAGUUUGCCGGUGACCCCUCAGUCCAUCUCCGACCUCAAGUCUUUAGCCACGGCCCUGCUGGAGACCAUCCAUGAGAAGAACAUGGUGAUUCAGCACCAGCGUCAAAUCAACAAGAUUCUCGGGAGUCGAGUGGCAGAGCUGGAGAAGAAAAUCAAAACCCUUGAGUUGUCUGGACUAUGGAGCCUUCCAGGGCUGACUUAUAAUGUGUCUCUGGGAACAUAUGGAAGAGGAAAAGAUGCCAUCAUCUUGAACACUCAGCAGGUUGAAUCCUCAGAUGGUGCUGGACAAGAGUGUGUUACGGAAAGUGGAAAUGUGCAAACCGAGCUGCGGAGCUCCUCAGAAGUGGACAAAGACAGUGAAACGCCAGCUGUGUCAGAUUUUCAGGAACUGUGUGACCAGAGCUUCUCCCAGCAGUGGACUGAGGACGAGCCGGCCAGCUCCCACACAGAAGAGCCUGACAGGGACAAAUGUCAAGACGACGGCCAUUCGCAGGACGCCACAGAUUGUAGUACUUUCACAAAAGUAGACGAGUGUCUGAGUGACUCACCUCCCGCAGUGACGCCUCUGGAAAAAACCCACCCAUCAGACUGCUGCCGCUCCCAGAGACCCUCAGAGAACUCAGACCUCACAGCAGCAGACGAGGAGGAGUCAGAUGGAUGCGCUGAAGAGGAGGAAGCUGAGGAAACAGAGGGUGUUUUAACGGAGGGAGUUGUUCUAACCCCGACUGUAUCGCCUGGUGAUUCUGAAGAGCAGCAGGAGUUCCUCCAGUCAAACCAGCAGGAAAAUGUUAACCAUCCGGAGACAUGAAGACUCCAUUUUCAGGAAAUUGAAUGUAAAAAUGGAUAUAUGAUCUAGUCAUAUUUAUUUUUUAGAAAUAUUAUAAUAUUCAGGAUUAAUCUAAAAAUGUGUGUCCAGCACAGGAAGAAAAUGAUGACUCAUUCUAAAGGAUGGAAAAAUUUAAAGCAAAUUAUUCAAGUAUUUGUGUUUUAAUAUCUCUCUGUGGUGUCCUGUGUUUUCCCAUCUUCACCAUAAAAGUAAGAUAAUGGAAGCUUAUUUAUAUAUUACCAGAAAUAAAUGAAAUCAAAUCUGUUUAUGAAGUGUUCAGGACAUUUGUUCCUCAGCUGAGGAGAUUUAAAGUAAAUCUGAAAAGUGUUUAGGCCCAAGACUAUUAAAAGCUUUAUAAGCGAGAAGUAGGAUUUUCAAGCGAAUUCUUUGACACACAGACGGUGCAGAGAUUUAAGCUCAGUUGUGAUUUGCUCCACCCUCUCUGUGUUGGUGAGAACUCUGGAUGAGCUGCAGAUUUUUUACUGAGACCUGUAAACAAUCCUAAAUAAUCCAGCCUACUCAAAAUAAAUGCAUGA